Messenger RNA from Bubalus bubalis (water buffalo), 2038 nucleotides. RefSeq names its product signal peptide peptidase like 2A (gene SPPL2A). Gene Ontology annotation, cellular component: cytoplasmic side of endoplasmic reticulum membrane; lumenal side of endoplasmic reticulum membrane; Golgi-associated vesicle membrane. Lineage: Eukaryota; Metazoa; Chordata; Mammalia; Artiodactyla; Bovidae. Gene Ontology annotation, molecular function: aspartic endopeptidase activity, intramembrane cleaving. The record is from RefSeq and is a predicted model, not a curated record. Gene Ontology annotation, biological process: membrane protein proteolysis. The transcript is spliced from 16 exons. Bases 314 to 1804 code for a protein of 496 amino acids.
CUCCGGGCGGGGCCGGAAGAGGAAGUCGGCGCUGCAGCGGCGGCUCCAGCAGCCGCGGCGGCCCCACUCAAGGUCCGCGGUCCUACCCUGUCCCGCCCGGCCACCGAGGCAGCGCCGCGACGGGAUCCGGAGCCUGCCCCGCUGAGCCUCGACGCGCCGCCCGGCGCCUACCCGUCAGUUCGAUGGGUCGGCAGUCGCCGCUGCCCCCCGCUGUGGCCGCCCUGCUCUGGUGUUUCCUGCUCCCUCUGCUGCUCACGAAGCAAUCCUCCAUGCCUCUGGAAAUGGCAGGCCUUCACCAUCUAAGGACUACUGCAUGCUGUAUAACCCUCACUGGACAUCUCUUCCAAGUACCCUAGAAAAUGCAACUUCCACGAGUUUGAUGAAUCUGACUACCACACCACUCUGCAAUGUUUCUGAUAUUCCUCCUGAUGGAAUAAAGAACAAAGCAGUUGUGGUACAGUGGGGAACCUGCCAUUUUCUUGAAAAAGCCAAAAUUGCACAAACAGGAGGUGCUGAAGCUUUGUUGGUUGCCAAUAACAGUGUCCUAUUUCCUCCCUCAGGGAACAAAUCUGAAUUUCUUGAUGUGAAAAUAUUGAUUGCAUUUAUAAACCACAAAGACUUUAAAGAUAUGAAGCAGACUCUUGGAGAUAACAUUAUGGUGAAAAUGUAUUCUCCAUCAUGGCCUAACUUUGACUAUACUAUGGUGGUUAUUUUUGUAAUUGCUGUAUUCACUGUGGCAUUAGGAGGAUACUGGAGCGGGCUAAUUGAAUUGGAAAACAUGAAGGCAAUGACAAACACUGAAGAUAGAGAAAUGAGGAAAAAGAAGGAAGAAUACUUUACUUUUAGUCCUCUAACAGUUAUAAUAUUUGUGGUCAUCUGCUGUAUUAUGAUGGUCUUACUUUAUUUCUUCUACAAAUGGUUGGUUUAUGUUAUGAUAGCAAUUUUCUGCAUAGCAUCAGCGAUGAGUCUGUACAACUGUCUUGCUGCACUAGUUCGUAAGAUACCAUGUGGACAAUGCACGAUUACCUGUCGUGGCAAGAGCAUUGAAGUGAGACUUAUUUUUCUCUCUGGACUGUGCAUAGCAGUAGCUGUUGUUUGGGCUGUAUUUCGAAAUGAAGAUAGGUGGGCUUGGAUUUUACAGGAUAUCUUGGGGAUUGCUUUCUGUCUGAAUUUAAUUAAAACACUGAAGUUACCCAACUUCAAGUCAUGUGUGAUACUUCUAGGCCUUCUCCUCCUCUAUGAUGUAUUUUUUGUUUUCAUAACACCAUUCAUCACAAAGAAUGGUGAGAGUAUCAUGGUUGAACUUGCAGCUGGACCUUUUGGAAAUAAUGAAAAGAAUGAUGGAAACUUGGUGGAAGCCACUGCUCAACCAUCAGCUCCCCAUGAGAAAUUACCAGUAGUCAUCAGGGUACCAAAACUGGCCUAUUUCUCAGUAAUGAGUGUCUGUCUCAUGCCAGUUUCAAUACUGGGUUUUGGAGACAUCAUUGUACCAGGUCUGUUGAUUGCAUACUGUAGAAGAUUUGAUGUUGAGAUUGGCUCUUCUAUAUACUAUGUUUCCUCCACAAUUGCCUAUGCCAUUGGCAUGAUUCUUACAUUUGUUGUUCUGGUGCUGAUGAAAAAGGGUCAACCUGCUCUCCUCUAUUUAGUACCUUGCACACUUAUUACUGCCUCACUUGUUGCCUGGAGACGUAAGGAAAUGAAAAAGUUCUGGAAAGGUAGCAGCUAUCAGAUGAUGGACCAUCUGGACUAUGCAACAAAUGAAGAAAACCCUGGGACUGCUGGUGAACAGAUUGUCCAACAAUAAUAUCAUGUGGAUGUGCAAUAAUGUGUCGGUUGAUUUUCUACAAAUAGAAUUUGACUUUUUAAAUUGACUUUUGAAUUGACAAUCUGAAAGAAACUUCAAUGAUAUGCUUGCAAAUAUGUAUCUAUAAGAGCUGGUACUGACAAUUAAUUACAUGAUAAAUAAUUAAAAUACAAUUGCUUUUAACUAUGUUAAAGUUGUGCCUUCACAUUAAAUAAAAGCAUAUGGUCUGUGUAA